This is a messenger RNA of Ogataea philodendri, 3129 nucleotides long. RefSeq lists its product as uncharacterized. The transcript has a single exon. Lineage: Eukaryota; Fungi; Ascomycota; Pichiomycetes; Pichiales; Pichiaceae. Gene Ontology annotation, cellular component: nucleus; cytoplasm; transcription export complex 2. Gene Ontology annotation, biological process: mRNA export from nucleus. The record is from RefSeq and is a predicted model, not a curated record. The coding region runs from base 1 to 3129 and encodes 1042 amino acids.
AUGUCGACUCUGGCCAACCAGGCGGCCAAUCAACCGCGGACGGAUUCUCGUAGCGGCGGGGGAUUUAGCCGAGGGUCUUCUGCCGGCUCGGGCAAGAUUCCGUACAACUCUGGCCGCAAUGGACACAUUCAUCGCGGAGGUAGUCGAGGCAGAGGAGGGUUUAAAAAGACGAGACCGUCUUCGCGAGUAGAUAAACGGUCUGUUUCGGCGACUGCUACUACUACUAGUGCCGAUCUGGGCUCGUUUCUCGAUCAUCCUGAGCAAUACGGCUACUCCAAGAUGGAACACAAGAAACAAGAGGUGCCCAAGUAUAUGCUGAAGGAACAGGUUUUGUUCAGCUGUGAUUCGUACAGGACCAACGAAUGGGACGCUAAUAAUCAAAAGACACUUUUACAGAAAGAGGCAGAGCACUCUGGAGACCCACAGUCUUUGUUCGAGGAGUUUCAAGAGUUGCGUAAAGAAGAGAGAAAGAAAAUGGAACAGAUGAACCUGGUGGAUGUGGAAAACGCGAAGAAAUCAUUGACCGACGCUAUCAUAUUCCGUGGGAGUUGUAUGGACAUGUGCCCGACUUAUGAGCGAGUGGAAAGAUCGUUCAAGAACCAGGUCUCCAAAUGGGAGAAAGAUCCUGCUACCGGGAGAAUAUCGCGGCAAUACGCAGUGAAGACGUUUAUGAGACCGUCGGGACAAGCUCCGUCAUUGCCGUCGGAUGUUCGUACUCCCCAGAUCCUGGUGCGCACCUUGAGCUAUCUCAUUGGUAAUCUGCUCCCGAAGUUGCCUGAAUCGCAGUCGUUCAUUUGGGACAGAACUCGGUCUAUCAGACAAGACUUCACGUUCCAGAACAACUACUCGGGACCCGAGGCGAUUGACUGCCACGAGAAAAUCUGUCGGAUCCAUAUUCUUUCGUCGCAUGUGAUGGCCCAGGCCAACGAUCCCGAUUACCAACAACAGCAGGAGAUCGAGCAGUUCAACAACUCGCUUCAGUCGCUCACACACAUGUACGACGAUGUGCGCUCGAGAGGUGGACGGUGUCCCAACGAGGCCGAGUUCCGGGCUUACGAAUUGAUCUCCAAGCUGAAAGACACAGAGCUCGACAGAAAUAUCCAAAAGCUUCCAGCUAACAUAUUGGGAAGCAGCAUUGUUCAGAAAGCUUUGAUGUUGCGAGGACUGGUGAUUGACGGGUUUGGCAACUUCCAGAUGUUUAUUGAGUUUUUUAGAGUCAUCAUGGACCCAAACACCCCGUUUUUACUGUCCUGUCUGUGUGAGAUCCAUUUCAAUCAGGUCAGACACAUGGCAAUGGCCACAAUGGCCAAGGCCUACCAUUCAAAGUCGAAGAAAAUGCCCGAAGUAACUACCUUAGCGGAAUGGCUGGGGUUCGACUCCACAGAACAGCUGCUCACCACCUGCAAAUUCUACGACAUUCCCAUCAUCCAGGACGACAAGAUCACAAGGAUCGAAGUCACAGCAUUACGACAAGCAUACAAGGCGUACCAAAAGCCUCCUAGUUCAACAAAAUUGAACUACAAAAUGAUGAACAGCACAUACCAGGACAUUGUCAGUUCAGGAAUACCAAAUAACGAUCUGAAGUUGAAGGUUGAGCCGAGAAUUGAGGCACCUCCUCCUGCUUCAGUGAUUAAUGACAUUUUCGAAACCAGUUCAGUUGAGCCGUCGCCGCACCCGAUGCUGCCACCGGAAAUCGAGAAGAUCGAGGUUCUUCCCGAACCACCCAAAGUGCAACCACAGCCAUCUGUUUUUGCUCCAGUGCAACAACAACAGCCUGUAUUUACUGGUCCACCUAAACAGCCUUCUCCCGAACCGGUCAAGAUUGUUGAGCCUCCGAAACCUGCCAAGAAGCUUGUCGAGUCUCCUAACUUUGACUCCGCUGCACGGGCCGUGGUGAACAACCUGCUACAAGAAGUUGUCACCGUCUCUGCCAAAGAUAUUACACAGAAACUUGUGGCUCAGGAAACCCAGCGCAGAGCACAACGUCGCACGCAGCUUCGCGAGGGAACAAUCAACGGGCUCGCCGACGAGCUGUUCAAGGCGUUUCUGCGAGAACAGAUGUACGUUUCCUUGAUUGAAGUCAAGGCCAAGCUGUUCAGGGAUAGCAAUCUGAAACGCAGGACGUUCAAGACGAUCAAGGCGGUUGCCGAGAAGCUUGCCAAGAAACAGCAGGCGAAAAAGAGCAAGUUGAACGAGAUCCAGUCGUUUGCCAACCAGGUGAGACCAACGUACACCGUUCCUGCUGGACGGGUGUUCCGCGAAGCCAGCGUGAAACCAGCCGUUGUGAAGCAGACCAACUGUUUUGCCGACGACACUUUAAGCUGUGUGCCGGAGCUGUAUCCGUACGUGCACGACGACCUUCGCAUGCUGGUGAUUGUCGAUACGUGGCUCAACAAGGCUGCCGACUGGAUAUCCACGAAACUGGAGCUUAAGGACGUCCGCGAGGCGGGCAAGCUGGUCAAAAGCAACACGAUCAAGACAGAGUCCGGGACGCUGGCGAUCUCGUCGAUCCCUGAACGUUUCCGGUCGCGGUCGGUGUUCAAGAAUGUGAACAUUGUGCUGCUCAAGAUCGAGUUCCCAGAGUCCAACGACCUGGCCAACACCCGGAGCGUGGUGGCCAAGAUCUUGGAGUAUCUGUCAAAAUACAAUAAGGAGAUUCCGGUGACGCUUGUGCUGUUGCUCGUGGACUUCCCUACCAAUGUGGACCUUGUUGCUGCUGCUCCUACGUGGCUGACGGUGAAGUCUGUUCACUUAAGCUCCAGGAUGAGCGUUCUUACGGUUCAAAACAAGUUCUAUCAGACAAUGCGGGAUACGUUGCAAAACUACAAGGCUGUGUCGACAGAAUUGCCGGACGCAGAAACGACGCUCAUGUCUAAGUACACAACCAUCGAGAACUCGCUUGUGGGGCUGAUCAAGAACGACAUCAACACCCGCGAGAAGCUCGAGUAUAUCCGCUCGAUUGCCGGUAAACGGAAACCGGAGGUCAAUCCGGACAUUUCUCUCAUGACGGAGCAAACACCAUCAACGGGACAGUUUGAGUUCUCCAAGUCGGCAGACACCGACACCGUCAAGAGAAGACGCAAGAUCGGCGCUUUGUUGAAACUUUCGGAGUCUGUGCUACAGAAAUAG